UCUGUCACUUAUCUAAAGAUUUUAGUACAUAUUUUUAGGUACGAAUUUUACGAAAAUACGACGUAUAAUACAAUAAAAAAUGCUGCGCCAGCCGCUUACUAGGGCGCUUAAGCUGAGUUCGCCGGCGCGUGCAGCGCCGCUGGCGGCUCGCACCUUCUCUGCACAGCCUCCAGCACCAGAAAAAUUCGAAGUCUUCAUAGAUGACAAACCUGUCCAAGUAGAGCCUGGCACCACAAUUUUACAAGCUGCAGCCCUAGUGGGAGUUGAGAUCCCCCGUUUCUGCUACCAUGAGCGCCUUGCUGUUGCUGGUAACUGCCGCAUGUGUCUUGUGGAAAUCGAGAAGUCUCCCAAGCCUGCAGCAGCUUGUGCUAUGCCUGUGAUGAAGGGAAUGAGGGUCAAGACCAACUCAGACUUGACAAAGAAAGCCCGUGAGGGUGUGAUGGAGUUUCUCCUUGUGAACCACCCUCUGGACUGCCCUAUCUGUGACCAGGGUGGUGAAUGUGACUUGCAAGAUCAGUCCAUGGCGUUUGGUUCAGACAGGAGUCGCUUCACUGAUAUUCAUUUCUCUGGCAAGCGUGCUGUUGAAGAUAAAGAUGUGGGUCCAUUGAUCAAGACCAUUAUGACUCGGUGCAUCCAUUGCACAAGAUGCAUCCGGUUUGCAUCCGAGGUGGCUGGUGUUGAUGACUUUGGUACUACUGGCAGAGGUUCUGACAUGCAGGUCGGAACCUAUGUGGAGAAGAUGUUCCUAUCUGAGCUGUCUGGCAACAUCAUUGACCUGUGCCCGGUCGGCGCGCUCACCUCCAAGCCCUACAGCUUUGCUGCACGACCCUGGGAAACCAGGAGGAUCGACUCUGUAGAUGUUUUAGACCCCCUGGGUAGCAACAUCGUAGUUGCGACGCGUACUAAUGAAGUCCUGCGUAUUCUCCCAAGGACCAACGAGGAGAUCAACGAGGAGUGGUUAUCCGACAAGUCUCGGUUCGCAUGCGAUGGUCUGAAGCGCCAGCGCCUGGUGACUCCUAUGAUGAAGGACAGCCGCGGAAACCUCACGCCCGUCGAGUGGGAGGACGCUAUGGUGGCCGCCGCCAGAGCUCUGCAGGACUGCCCGCCUAGCAAGCUCCUGGCUGUAGCUGGUGACCUCGCCGACGCGGAGUCGCUAGUGGCGCUGAAAGACCUGGUGAACAGGUUGGGUUCUGAGAACACUUGCACCGAGCAAUACUUCCCGCUAGAGGGCGCCGGUAUCGAUCUGCGGUCCUCAUACCUCUGCAACACUAAGAUCGCCAAUGUUGAGGACUCAGACUUUGUGCUUCUUAUCGGCGCUAACACCCGUUUCGAGGCGCCAUUGUUGAACGCCCGUAUCCGCAAGGCCUACAUUCACAAGGACACCGAUGUAGCUUUCAUUGGACCCAAAGUCGACCUCACCUACGAUUACUUGCACGUGGGUGACUCCGCUUCCAUUGUAAAAGACCUGGCUUCAGGAACGUCGUCCCACGAAGUAAUGAAGCGUCUAGAGUCAGCUAAGCGUCCCGUGGUGAUCCUGGGAGCAGACCAGCUCAAGACCCCUGAAGGAGCCGCUAUCCUCGCCUACACACAGGAGCUGGCACUCCGUCUGCAGGAAAAACUUGAGGAUAAGAGCUGGAAGGUGCUGAACGUACUCCAGCGCACGGCCUCGCAGGUGGCAGCCUUGGACAUCGGGUACAGGCCGGGCGUGGGCCCCGUACUGCAGGACGGGCCUAAGGUCGUGUACUUACUGGGCGCCGACAGUGGAGUCGUGUCCAGAGACCAGCUGCCUAAGGACGCUGUUGUCAUCUACCAAGGUCACCAUGGCGACGUCGGCGCGGCGAUGGCGGACAUAGUGCUCCCCGGCGCGGCCUACACGGAGAAGCGCGCCACGUACGUCAACGCGGAGGGACGUGCGCAACAAACACUCGCCGCCGUCACUCCGCCUGGUAAAGCACGCGAUGACUGGAAGAUCAUUAGAGCUCUAUCAGAGAUCAUAGGCGAGCGCCUUCCUUAUGACAACCUGGACGAGGUGCGCGACCGCCUGAGUCAGAUCAGCCCGGCGCUAGUCACUUACGGCAAUGUAGAAGACAACAACUAUUUCGCGCAGGCCAGGUCUCUUGCCCAGAGCCUCCAGAAGCCAGUGUCUGGCAAAGUGGACGUGCAGCUGAAGCAAUUAGAAGACUUCUUCAUGACGGACACGAUCAGUCGCGCCUCGCCCACCAUGGCCAAGUGCGUGCAGGCUGUCCUCAAACAAAAGCAGUCCAAGUACUAGGCGAACAACUUAGAAGUACGACACACGAACACGCAAACAUCUCAUUUCAUAAUACUUCUAUACGAUUCCGGUAAUCACCUUUAUGUGUAUACACAUACGUACUUUAAUUGCUUGUCCUGGAGAUUCGUGUGCCGUACAGUUUAUUAAAUCUUUAAGAUAUUCCCAGCUUUUGUCGUUUGACUUUUGUACAUUUACACCGCAUUUUGGUACUAGUAAAGUUGCAAAAUUAACUUUACAUUUUAGGUUGUAAGCGCAGAAAACUCAAACGAAUAAAGUUGUAUUUUAGGGUAAUUAUAAAAUUUAUAUUUUGCCUUUCUGCAAUCAUUUUUACGAGGAAAAUACUACAGAAAUGCACUUUGCGUGGUCGAGGGCUGUUACCUCAGUACCUCACUCGAUACAAUUAUAUAACUAGAAAACUCGACUACGCAUGUACAUUGUGAUUUGUAGCUAUUUAUUUUGUUAUUUAAUAGAUAAGCAUAACAGUGUUGCAACAAUUAUAAAAUAUCAAUAUAUUAAAUUAUUCAUGGUACUCUGUAGCGAAGGAAUGAAGAAAAGUGACCGACCGUAACUUGAAUGUGAGAACAGAU
Molecule: messenger RNA, 2859 nt
Organism: Spodoptera exigua (beet armyworm)
Lineage: Eukaryota; Metazoa; Arthropoda; Insecta; Lepidoptera; Noctuidae
Source: the annotation of a GenBank genome assembly